Molecule: messenger RNA, 3822 nt
Organism: Puma concolor (puma)
Lineage: Eukaryota; Metazoa; Chordata; Mammalia; Carnivora; Felidae
Source: RefSeq, a predicted model, not a curated record
AUGCAGUGCCUAGCGGCCGCUCUUAAGGACGAAACCAACAUGAGUGGGGGAGGGGAGCAGGCCGACAUACUGCCGGCCAACUACGUGGUCAAGGAUCGCUGGAAGGUGCUGAAAAAGAUCGGGGGCGGGGGCUUUGGUGAGAUCUACGAGGCCAUGGACCUGCUGACCAGGGAGAAUGUGGCCCUCAAGGUGGAGUCAGCCCAGCAGCCCAAGCAGGUCCUCAAGAUGGAGGUGGCCGUGCUCAAAAAGCUGCAAGGGAAAAGCCACGUGUGCAGGUUCAUUGGCUGUGGAAUGGAGGGGCUGGGCUUGUCAAACUUUGCCAUGGGCAGGCUGCCCUCCACCUACAGAAAGUGCUACAUGUUGGACUUCGGGCUGGCCCGGCAGUACACCAACACCACGGGGGAUGUUCGGCCCCCUCGGAAUGUGGCCGGGUUUCGAGGGACUGUUCGUUAUGCCUCAGUCAAUGCCCACAAGAACCGGGAGAUGGGCCGCCACGAUGACCUGUGGUCCCUUUUCUACAUGCUGGUAGAGUUUGCAGUGGGGCAGCUGCCCUGGAGAAAGAUCAAGGACAAGGAGCAGGUAGGGAUGAUCAAGGAGAAGUAUGAGCACCGGAUGCUGCUGAAGCACAUGCCCUCUGAGUUCCACCUCUUUCUGGACCACAUUGCCAGCCUCGACUACUUCACCAAGCCCGAUUACCAGGUGGGAGCCUACCACCUGGUCCCUGCACCCCCAGACAACAGCAUGAAGGAACGGGGCAUCGCUGAGAAUGAGGCCUUUGACUGGGAGAAGGCGGGCACCGAUGCCCUCCUGUCCACAAGCACCUCCACUCCACCCCAGCAGAACACGCGGCAGACGGCAGCCAUGUUCGGGGUGGUCAACGUGACGCCAGUGCCCGGGGACCUGCUCCGGGAGAACACCGAGGACGUGCUGCAGGGCGAGCACCUGAGUGACCAGGAGAACGCACCCCCAAUCUUGCCUGGGCGGCCCCCUGAGGGGCUGGGUCCCAGCCCCCACCUUGCCCCCCACCCCGGGGGUCCUGAGGCUGAAGUCUGGGAGGAGACGGAUGUCAACCGGAACAAACUCCGGAUCAACAUCGGCAAAACCCCUUGUGUGGUGGAAGAGGAGCAGAGCCGAGGUGUGGGGGUCCCCAGCUCCCCGGUGCGUGCCCCUCCAGACUCACCGACAACCCCAGUCCGUUCUCUUCGCUACCGGAGGGUCAACAGCCCUGAGUCUGAGAGGCUUUCCACAGCGGAUGGGCGGGUGGAACUGCAUGAGAGGAGGUCACGAAUGGAUCUGCCCGGCUCACCCUCGCGCCAAGCCUGCUCUUCGCAGCCGGCCCAGAUGCUCUCAGUGGACACAGGCCACGCCGAUCGGCAGGCCAGCGGCCGCAUGGACGUGUCAGCCUCCGUGGAGCAGGAGGCCCUUAGCAACGCCUUCCGCUCAGUGCCGCUGGCCGAGGAGGAGGACUUUGACAGCAAGGAGUGGGUCAUCAUUGACAAGGAGACAGAGCUCAAGGACUUCCCCCCGGGGGCCGAGCCCAGCACAUCGGGCACCACGGACGAGGAGCCCGAGGAGCUGCGGCCGCUGCCCGAGGAGGGCGAGGAGCGGCGGCGGCCAGGGGCAGAGCCCGCCGUCAGGCCCCGGGGACGAGGCAUGCAGACGCUGGCUGAGGAGGACCCUCGGCAGAUUCCAACCCAGCCCCUACCACCCCAGCUGAGCCAAGCUGAUGGCCGGUCAGAGACGUCGCAGCCCCCCACGCCCGGCAGCCCUUCCCACUCGCCCCUGCACUCGGGACCCCGGCCUCGACGGAGAGAGUCCGAUCCCACAGGCCCGCAGAGACAGGUGUUCUCCGUGGCAUCCCCGUUUGAGGUCAAUGGUCUCCCACGAGCUGUGCCUCUGAGCCUGCCCUACCAGGACUUCAAGAAAGACCUCUCUGAUUACCGAGAACGGGCUCGGUUGCUCAACAGGGUCCGGAGGGUGGGAUUCUCCCACAUGCUGCUCACCACCUCCCAGGUCCCACUGGCUCCUGUUCAGCCUCAAGCUAAUGGGAAGGAGGAGGAGGAGGAGGAGGAGGAGGAGGAAGAGGAGGAAGAGGAGGAGGAAGAGGAGGAGGAGGAAGAAGAGGAGGAGGAGGAGGAAGAAGAGGAGGAGGAGGAGGAAGAAGAGGAGGAGGAGGAGGAGGAGGAGGAAGAGGAGGAGGAGGCAGUGGCUCUAGGGGAGGUGCUGGGGCCUCGCAGUGGCUCCAGCAGUGAUGGGAGUGAGAGGAGCACUGACCGGAGCCAAGAGGGUGCCCCUUCCACGCUGCUGGCUGAUGACCAGAAGGAGUCCAGGGGCCGGGCCUCCAUGGCCGACGGGGACCUGGAGCCUGAGGAGGGCUCCAAAACGCUGGUGCUCGUCUCCCCUGGCGACAUGAAGAAGUCGCCCGUCACUGCCGACCUGGCCCCUGACCCUGACCUGGGGACUCUGGCUGCCCUCACUCCUCAGCAAGAGCGGCCCCAGCCCACCGGCAGCCAGCUGGACGUGUCUGAGCCAGGCACCCUGUCCUCUGUCCUCAAGUCUGAGCCCAAGCCCCCUGGGCUGGGAACAGGGCCAGGGGCUGGGGCAGUGACCACAGGGGCAGGAGGAGUGGCAGUCACCUCCUCACCCUUCACCAAAGUUGAGAGGACCUUUGUGCACAUUGCAGAGAAAACCCACCUCAAUGUCAUGUCUUCCGGUGGACAAGCCUCCCGGUCUGAGGAGCUGGGUGCUGGGGGUGAGCUGGGCCUGGAGGCACCCUCUGACGGGAGGGUUGUGGAGGAGGGGGCCUCCGUGCCCCUGGAGAAUGGCAUCGCCCAGUCAGGGCUGGAGAGCUGUGUUCUGUCUGGACCCCCGAUGGAUAGCCCCUUGGAGGUGGCCACAGACUCACUGCCCAAUGGCCCAGCCCUUGUUAACGGGCCAGCUCCAGCAUCCCCGCUGGAGCCAGGCCCAGAGAAACUGGCCACUGUCUCCCCCAGCCGCCAUGCCAUGCCAGGCCCUCGCCCCAGGAGCCGGAUCCCUGUCCUGCUGUCUGAGGAGGACACAGGUUCGGAGCCCUCGGGCUCACUGUCGGCCAAAGAGCGGUGGGGCAAGAGGGCCCGACCACAGCAGGACCUGGCACGGCUGGUGAUGGAGAAGAGGCAGGGCCGCCUGCUGCUGCGGCUGGCCUCUGGGGCCUCGUCCUCCUCCAGUGAGGAGCAGCGCCGUGCCUCUGAGACGCUCUCAGGCACGGGCUCAGAGGAGGACACGCCUGCCUCGGAGCCUGCCGCCCCCAGGAAGGCAGGGCGGGCAGCUACCACCCGGAGCCGGAUUCCCCGCCCCAUCAGCAUCCGCAUGCCCACGCCUGCUGCAGCCCAGCAGUCCCCUGGCAGACCCCACAGCGCUGCCCCCGCAUCUGACACAGCCAUCACCAGCAGGCUCCAGCUGCAGAAGCCCCCAGGGUCGGCCGUUGCUGCUGACCUCCGCCCCAAACAGCCCCCCGGCCGUGGCCCGGGCCCAGGGCGAGCCCCAGCCGGCACCAGGCCCCCCGCCCCGCGAAGUCCAGGCCCCUCCACCUCCGCCGCGCCACGCCAGCCCAGCGCGUCCCCCCGGAGCCAGUCCCUGUCCCGCAAAGAGAGCUCCUCUCCCUCGCACCAGGCCCGGCCCGCAGGUCCCCCGCCCCGGGGCGCCCCGCAGGCCCGGGCCCAGCCUGAUGGUACCCCCUCCCCGGGGGGCCCCAAGAAAGGACCCAGAGGGAAACUCCAGACUCAGCGCGCAGCAACCAAAGGCCGGGCGGGGGUCGCGGAGGGCCGGGCCGGGGCCAGAUAA